Molecule: messenger RNA, 3884 nt
Organism: Danio aesculapii
Lineage: Eukaryota; Metazoa; Chordata; Actinopteri; Cypriniformes; Danionidae
Gene: filip1l
Product: filamin A interacting protein 1-like
Exons: 6
Coding region: 118-3615 (1165 amino acids)
Source: RefSeq, a predicted model, not a curated record
CUCUCUCUCUCUCUCUCUCUCUCUCUCUCUCUCUCUCUCUCUCUGUCUCGUCCUGAAUGUGAGUGAAUCACAGCAGUGGAGAAACAGCGGAGAUCACCAGUGCUGAGGGGCUCGAUCAUGCGUUCGCGCAGCAGCAGUCUAGAGGACACCGGGAAGGUGGAGCUUUCUCCACCCAGGGGCGGGGCACGGCGGGACCAGGCCAAUCACAGCAGUCGACGCCCUCAGGAAGCCACACCCACCGUCCACAGGAACCACAGGCAGAGAGAGAGCAAGCCGAAGCCGAAGAGUCGAGACCUGACGCGCGAUGACCUGCUGUUCCUGCUCAGCAUGCUGGAGGGAGAGCUGCAGGCCAGAGACGAGGUGAUCACCGUCCUGAAAGCCGAUAAAAUCGACCUGGCGCUGCUGGAGGCCAAAUACGGUUUCGUGACGCCGACGGCGGUGCUGAAGAGCCUGCAGAGAGACGGCCUACAGCAGAGCAGCGGCUGGCAGGAGGACAUCUACGAGAAGCCCAUAGCAGAGCUGGAUAGACUGGUGGAGAAGCAAAGGGAAACACACAGGCGUAUGCUGGAGCAGCUACUGCUGGUGGAACGCGCGCACAAACACACACUCCACCGGCUGGAGGACGAGAAGAAGAACCAUCGAGACUUCAUGAAGAAGAGCGACGACUUCACCAGCCUGCUGGAGCACGACCGGGAGAGAUUAAAACAACUCAUUGAUCAGGAAAAGACACACCAGGAGAGAAAGGAAGAGGAGAGUAAUAAGCAAGUCACGAAUCUAAAGGACGAGCUGACCAAGUUAAAGUCCUUUGCCCUGCUGGUGGUGGACGAACAGCAGCGCCUUACGGAGCAGCUGAGCCAACAGAUCACCAAGGUCCAGGAGCUCCAGAACUCUGCGGGAAAGGCUCAGGAGGAGCUGAACUCUGCCCAAACACGACUACUGGACGAGGAGAAUAAAGUGCUGCGUCUGGAGGAAGAGUUACGCAAGCAGACCUGCCACUUCCACCAGGAGCAGGACGCCAUGACAGCCAAACUGACCAAUGAAGACGCCCAAAACCGACAGCUGCGGCAGAAGCUCUCGUCCCUCAGCCGACAGCUGGACGAGCUGGAAGAAACCAACAAAACCCUGCACAGGGCUGAGGAGGAGCUGCAGGAGCUGCGGGAUAAAAUCAGCCGUGGGGAGUGCGGAAACUCCAGCCUUGUGUCCGAGGUAGAGGAGCUGCGGAAACGGGUUCUGGAGAUGGAGGGCAAGGAUGAGGAGCUGAUCAAGAUGGAGGAUAUGUGCAGAGACCUCAACCGAAAGCUAGAGAAGGAGGCCAAGCAGAGCUGCAGCCUAAAAUCAGAGGUGGACAAGCUGAACCAUAGAAUCAUGGAGCUGGAGAAACUAGAGGAUGCCUUUGGAAAGAGCAAGCAGGAGUGCAAUUCUCUGAAGAGCAACCUGGAGAAAGAGCGGACUAUGACUAAACACAUGUCCAAUGAACUAGAUAUACUGAGAGUCAGAAUCAAAGAGCUGGAGACUACCGAGGUUCGCUUGGAGAAGACGGAGCUGACACUUAAAGAGGACCUGACAAAACUGAAGACACUGACCGUCAUGCUAGUGGAUGAGAGAAAGGCUAUGGCGGAGAAGUUAAAGAUGAUGGAGGACAAGGUGCAAAACAGCACUGGCAAACUACAGGCAGAGCAGGACAAAGUCAACAAUGUCACCGAAAAGCUGAUCGAGGAGAGCAAGAAAACUCUGCGUUCAAAAGCCGAGCUGGAGGAGAAGAUGUGCGUCGCUACUCGAGAGAGGGAUGAGCUCAAAGCAAAGCUGAAGACGGAGGAAGAGAAGAGCAGCGACCUUCAGUCCAAAGUCAGCAUGAUGAAAAAGCGACUUCAGUCACUGGAAACAGUGGAAAGAGAGUUAUUGAGGAACAAAUCCAAGGAAGAGCACACAAAGAGUCCAGGUCCAUACCGCUACCAGCAGGAAGACAACAAAGUGAAAGAUCUGACCCAGGAAGUGGAACGUCUCAGGAGGAAGCUCAAGGAGAUGAAAGUGGUGGAGGGUGAUCUUUUGAAGACUGAGGAUGAGUUUGAAUCCCUGGAAAAGAGAUAUUCCAAUGAGCAGGAAAGAGCGAAAACCCUCAUGGAGGAACUGGAGAUCUCCAGGAAGGAGCUGUCCAAGUACCAGCUGGCGGAGAAAGAGGAGUCCAACCAGGAGCAGAUCCUGUACAAGCGUCUGAAGGAGGAAGAGGCCAAAUCCAGUCAUCUCACCAGAGAGGUCGAAGCCCUAAAAGAGAAGAUCCACGAGUACAUGGGUACAGAGGAAUCUAUCUGCCGCUUGAAAACAGACCACACCACCCUGCAGAGAAAACUCACCCAGCAAGAGGUCAGGAAUAAAGAGCUGGCCCGAGAGAUGGAGACUCUUACACGGGAACUGGAGCGAUACCGGCGCUUCAGCAAGAGCCUACGACCGGGCAUGAACGGUAGACGAUUCUCGGAUCUCCAGGUCUCCACAAAGGAGGUUCAGACAGACCCAACAGACAGUUUAUCCCCAAACUAUAAGAAUUUCGCACCACUAGAGCGUGCUCUAGUCAAUGGCAAGCUGUACGUAGAAAGUGAUCCCGAGGACGAGGCCAACUACAAUGAGAUCCACCUCACAAAAUGCUCCCCGUCGCUCAUGAACAGCGUCAACAAUCUGAACAACAACAUGAGAAGAGUCCGAGGCCCGUUCCUUAAGCCCAGAGAGAAUCACCAUCCAAUGAAUAACAAGAGACAGAAUGGAAAUCAUGUUCAGCAGGGAGAUGUGGUCCUCACACACAGUCCUGGGCAACCCCUGCAUAUUAAAGUCACCCCUGACCACGGACACAACACUGCAACUCUGGAGAUUACCAGUCCUACAUCAGAGAAUGCUCCGUCCUACACCAGCACUGCGGUCAUCCCGACAACCGGUGCGCCCCCAAAACAGAGAAUCACAAUCCUCCAGAACUCCAUCUCUCCUUCCGGUAAGCCCAAAGGUUCUCCUCCUCCUCCAGAGAGUCCCUGCACUCCUGACCGCUCCAUGUCUCCGCUCACCAUGACGGCCUAUUCACAAACUCUCUCUUCAGAGUCCUGUGGCCCGCUGACCCCGGAUCGGGCCCUGUCCCCUAUUCAGAUUGUGUCAGUCACCACAGGAUCCCCUGACCGCUCUGAGCCAGCAGAGCUCCUGGGGGGCCAGACGGUGCUCCGGGUCAGUCCGGAGAGGCAGAACAGCUGGCAGAUACAGAGGUCCAACAGCUCAGGUCCAAACGUCAUCACCACUGACGACAAUAAAAUCCACAUCCACUUAGGCAGCCCCUACAUUCAGGCCGUGACCCCCUCAGCCAAACCCAUCAGCCCCUGUUACUCCCUGGGGCCAGAGCCACGGGUUCCAGUGUUGAACAACGGCACCCCGGCCAAAGGCAACAACAAAAUCACAAGCAGCAUCGUGAUAAAACCCACAUCCGGUCCAAUCUCUCGACCCUCACAAAUUACAAUGCCUCUGGAAUCAUUCCGGCGUUCUGGACCCACCAGGAUUCCCAAACCCAAAGUGAGAGGAUCAAACAGCGGCGCACUGAACUCUGGGAAAUGUGUGUCCAAACACCAGCAGCCCAGCCAAUCCUGAGAGAGAGAGCCGCUCUGUGCGUUACUCUGCACUGCUGGGCUGUGUGUGUGUGUGUGUGUGUGUGUGUGUGUGUGUGUGUGUGUGUGUGUGUGUGUGUGAUCAGCUCCUCAUUUCCCCCUGAUCACUGCACUCGCUGUGCUGCUAGCCUAAUGCUGGAUUCCCCAUGUCAGCUGUUUCUGCAGAGUGACGGUGCUCUGGCUGCUGUAUGACGUGUUUUUGAUGUAUGAGAUCUGCAUAUGAAUAAUAAUAAAGACUUUUUAUAUCUUCCA